This is a messenger RNA of Oncorhynchus nerka (sockeye salmon), 2232 nucleotides long. RefSeq names its product gamma-crystallin M3-like. The record is from RefSeq and is a predicted model, not a curated record. Gene Ontology annotation, biological process: lens development in camera-type eye; visual perception. The transcript is spliced from 3 exons. The coding region runs from base 39 to 581 and encodes 180 amino acids. Gene Ontology annotation, molecular function: structural constituent of eye lens. NCBI's taxonomy places the organism in Eukaryota, Metazoa, Chordata, Actinopteri, Salmoniformes, Salmonidae.
CAGUUCAGGAGCAGCAACCAGCAGCACAGUGAGCAAACAUGUCCACCAGCAUGAACAUGGGCAGGAUCGUCUUCUACGAGGACAGGAACUUCCAGGGUCGUUCCUAUGAGUGCAGCAGCGACUGCGCUGACAUGUCCUCCUACCUGAGCAGGUGCCACUCCUGUAGGGUUCAGAGCGGCUGCUUCAUGGUCUACGACCGCAACAACUACAUGGGAAACCAGUACUUCAUGAGGAGGGGAGAGUACUCUGACUUCCAGAGUAUGAUGGGAAUGACUGAUAUCAGGUCCUGCCGCACGAUCCCCAUGCACAGAGGAUCCUACAGAAUGAGGAUCUACGAGAGAGAUAACUUCGGAGGUCAGAUGCACGAGAUGAUGGACGACUGUGACUCCAUCAUGGACCGUUACCGUAUGUCCGACUGCCAGUCCUGCAACGUGAUGGAUGGCCACUGGCUGAUGUACGAGCAGCCCCACUUCAGAGGCAGGAUGACUUACAUGAGGCCCGGAGAGUACAGGAACUUCAGAGACAUGGGCAUGAGUGGCAUGAGGUUCAUGAGCAUGAGGCGUAUCACUGAUAUGUGCUAGAUAUGUUAUGUUGACCAAAUAAAAGUAAUUGGUCAUUUGUAAAACAAUUAAGUGUGCUACAUCAUUUCAAUAUUUGGUGUUUUGUGUUUCCAUCUGUAGGUAUGAUAUAACAUAGGCCAAUUAUAUAUACGACCGGUCAAAAUCUUUAGAACACCUACUCAUUCAAGGGUUUUUAUUAUUUUUACUAUUUUCUACUUUGUAGAAUAAUAGUGAAGGCAUGAAAACUAUGAAAUAAUACAUAUGGAAACCUAAAGUGUUAAACAAAUCAAAAUAUAUUUUAUAUUUGAGAUUCUUCAAAUAGUCACCCUUUGCAUGGAUGACAGCUUUGCACACUCUUGGCAUUCUCUCAACCAGCUUCACCUGGAAUGCUUUCCCAACAGUCUUGAAGGAGUUCCCACAUAUGCUGAGCACUUGUUGGCUGCUUUUCCUUCACUCUGUGGUCCGACUCAUCCCAAACCAUCUCAAUCUGGUUGAGGUCAGGGGAUUGUGGAGGCCAGGUCAUCGGAUGCAGCACUCCAUCACUCAUCUUCUUGGUAAAAUAGCCCUUACACAGCCUGGAGGUGUGUUGAGUCAUUGAACUGUCAAACAACAAAUGAUAGUCCCACUAAGCCCAAACCAGAUGGGAUGGCGUAUCUCUGCAGAAUGCUGUGGUAGCCAUGCUGGUUAAGUGUGCCUUUACAUCUAAAUAAAUCACAGACAGUGUCAUUAGCAAAGCAACCCCACACCAUAACACCUCCUCCUCCAUGCUUUACGGUGGGACAUACACAUGUGGAGAUCAUCCAUUCACCCACACCGCGUCUCACAAACACACGGCGGUUGGAACCAAAAAUAUCCGAUUUGGACUCUAGACCAAAGGACAAAUUUCCACUGGUCUAAGGUCCAUUGCUCGUGUUUCAUGGCCCAAGCAAGUCUCUUCUUCUUUUUGGUGUCCUUUAGUCAUGGUUUCUUUGCAGCAACUCGACAAUGAAGGCCUGAUUCACACAGUCUCCUCUGAACAGUUGAUGUUGACAUGUGUAUGUUACUUGAACUCUGUGAAGCAUUUAUUUGGGCUACAAUUCCUGAGGCUGCUAACUCUAAUGAAGAGAUAACUGCAGCAAAGGUAACUCUGGAUCUUCCAUUCCUGUGACGGUCCUCAUGAGAGCCAGUUUCAUCAUAGCGCUUGAUUGUUUUUGCAACUGCACUUGAAGAAACAUUCAAAGUUCUUGAAAUGUUCCGUAUUGACUGACCUUCAUGUCUUAAAGUAAUGAUGGGCUGUUGUUUCUCUUUGCUUAUUUGAGCUGUUUUUGCCAUUAUAUGGACUUGGACUUUUACCAAAUAGGGAUAUCUUCUGUAUACCACCCCUACCUUGUCACAACACAACUGAUUGGCUUAACUUUUAAGAAGGUACACCUGUUAAUUGAAAUGCAUUCCUGGUGACUACCUCAUGAUGCUGGUUGAGAGAAUGCCAAGAGCAUGCAAAGCUGUUAUCAAGGCAAAGGGUGGCUAUUUGAAGAAUCUCAAAUAUAAAAUAUAUUUUGAUUGUUUAACACUUGCUUGGUUACUAUAUGAUUCCAUAUGUGUUAUUUCAUAGUUUUGAUGUCUUCACUAUUAUCAACUAUGUAUUUUCUACAAUGUUGAAAAUAGUAGAAAACAAUAAAAUCGCUUGAAUGAG